Diorhabda sublineata is the source of this 606-nucleotide messenger RNA. RefSeq names its product 40S ribosomal protein S13 (gene RpS13). Gene Ontology annotation, cellular component: cytosolic small ribosomal subunit; nucleolus; ribosome. Lineage: Eukaryota; Metazoa; Arthropoda; Insecta; Coleoptera; Chrysomelidae. The transcript has 3 exons. Gene Ontology annotation, molecular function: structural constituent of ribosome; small ribosomal subunit rRNA binding. Gene Ontology annotation, biological process: translation. The coding region runs from base 104 to 559 and encodes 151 amino acids. The record is from RefSeq and is a predicted model, not a curated record.
UCAAACAGCCUGACAACGUUGUAAUAUCCUUUUUCUCGUGAAGCCAUCUUGGCAAAUACUUAAUCGGUACAUUUGUGGUGAAUUUAAUUUCAAAUAUUUAAAUAUGGGUCGAAUGCACGCACCAGGAAAAGGUAUUGCCCAAUCGGCAUUACCGUACAGAAGAAGCGUUCCUACAUGGUUGAAAGUAACACCUGAGGAAGUAAAAGAUCACAUAUUAAAAUUAGGAAAGAAAGGAAUGACUCCAUCCCAAAUAGGUGUUAUCCUUAGGGACUCGUACGGAGUGGCGCAAGUAAGAUUUGUUUCCGGUAACAAAAUUUUACGUAUUAUGAAAUCUAUGGGAAUCGCUCCCGAUCUACCGGAAGAUUUAUAUCAUUUGAUUAAAAAGGCAGUAGCUAUUCGUAAACAUUUGGAACGUAACAGAAAAGAUAAAGACAGCAAAUUCAGGUUGAUUUUGGUAGAAUCGCGUAUCCACCGUUUGGCCAGAUACUACAAAACCAAAAGUGUACUCGCUCCAAAUUGGAAAUACGAAUCAAGCACGGCGUCUGCUUUGGUUGCUUAAGUUUGUGCUUCGUAUUAAAUUAAAGAAAUUAAAAAUUUUUGACUAAA